UUACGUUGGUCAAUUUUCCCGCGUUUCGGUAGUUGAGGAAAUACUGGGGAGUUGUAGACACAAACAAGCGAUCUCAGGCUCCGACAUCCAACCACUAACCACUACACCACAAACACGCUGUUUGUGUUCGCUGGCUGUCCUGUCACCGGAAACGAGCUUCAUCGAGAAACAUUCGAGAUGCCGCCGAAGAAGCGCAGCAGCGGGACACCGCAAAAGAAAGAGACGAAGGCGAACAUAAAUAACGGAUCGCCGGAUAACAGCGACAACACAGCGCUGACCCCAGAACGACAUAAGGACAAAGAGCCUGAGUUUGUGACUCUCUGCCAGGAGCUUCAGGUCACCAAUCCUAUCUGUGAUCAUGCAUGGAGAAUUUGGGAGAAGGAGAUCAGGUCCCUGGACAAGGCACAUAUGCUGUAUUCAAACAGGCAGCUUUGGGGUGCCUGCUUGUUUAUCACAGGCAUUGAGCUGGAGAGCACCAAACUCACUUUCACAGAGUUCCAGAAGGUCAUUGGUUUGAGUGUGAUGCAGGUCAUAAGCCUUGUAAAGAAGAUGGACGUGAACGUGGACACUAUCAGCCCUAAAGUGAACACUGCUGUUACACGAUUGGAGAACAAGUACAAUGUCACUUUGGCCCUCUAUCAAAGAUUUGUGAAGACUUGUGAUAAAAUCUUUGCAGAGCCUGACAAAGCUAAGAGAAAAGAGCUUUUGGAAAACGGUUGGACCAUGUUCCUCUUGGCCAAAGGAACAUCUCUACAGAUGGAGGAUGACCUUGUGAUAUCCUUCCAGUUGCUGCUGUGUGUUCUGGAGUUCUUCAGCAAGCACUGCUCCCCUUCUCUCCUUCAGUCCCCUUACAAGUCAGCGGUUACUUCAAGUACCCUGAGUCCUCCGACCAGAACAUCCAGACGUAAUCAGGGCAAAGCCAAACCUCGUCCUCCAGAGAUGGACAUGCAGUUACUGGAGACCCUUUGCAAAGAGGGCGACUGCAACGUGGAUGAGGUGAAAAACAUGUACCAGACCACUUUCUCUGCAUUCCUGGAUUCUGCGGGUUUGUCAGGACUCCAAGGGCUUCCUCCGAUGGAAACACUUUCCAAGCAAUAUGAAGAAUUGUACCACAAGAACAAAGACUUUGAUGCCAGGUUGUUUUUAGUUGAUGAUGAAACAGUUUCCCCCAACAAAACUGAAACGACAAAGGUGGAAAUGACUCCGAGAAAGAAUCAGUGUGGAGAGGACGUCACCCUUCCUGUUCCUCAGACACCGAUCAGAGCUGCCAUGAAUUCCAUACAGCAACUCAGGGUUGAACUCACCUCUGCUAGUGACCAGCCCUCACACAAUCUCCAAGUUUAUUUCAAGAACUGCACUGUUGACCCCUCAGAAGAGAUCACUAAGAGGGUUGAUGAGUUGGGUCAGGUCUUCAGCCAGAAGUUUGCUCAGGCUGUGGGCCAGCGCUGUGAGGGGCUGGGCAGAAAGCGGUUUAAUCUUGGUGCUCAGCUCUACUACAAAGUAAUGGAGUCCAUGCUUAAAUCGGAGGAGAAAAGACUUUCUGUGCAGAACUUCAGUAAACUUCUCAACAAUGCAACAUUUCAUACCUCGCUGCUCGCAUGUGCCUUGGAAGUUGUUAUGGCGACCUAUGUCGGGAACUCCCUAAAGAAUGGGGGUUUCGGGCGGGGCUCGGGGGCCGGCGAUUCAGUAGAAACGGAUCUGUGCUUCCCCUGGAUCUUGGGCGUCUUCCAGCUGCACGCUUUUGACUUCUACAAGGUGAUCGAGAGCUUCAUUAAAGCCGAGCCCACUCUCAAACACGACAUGAUGAAGCACCUGGAGCAUUGCGAACACGUCAUCAUGGAGAAUCUUGCAUGGAGAGUAGACUCUCCACUCUUUGACCUUCUUAAACAAUCUUGUGAGGAAGGAGCCGGUGAACAGGCAGAUCCCCCAGCAACACUAAACCAGCCCCUGCACCACAACCACACAGCAGCUGACCUCUAUCUCUCCCCUGUGCGGCCAAGUCGCGAGCCCCCAGCGGCAGAGGCUGAGCCCCCCACGCCAGGCACCAGACAACCCCACUCAAACUCGCUCAGUCUUUUCUACAAAAAAUUGUACAGGAUGGCCUACCUGCGACUCAAGAUGCUGUUCUCACAGCUGCUGACAUCACAUCCUGAACUGGAGCCGAUAAUAUGGACGUUGCUUCAGCAUACCCUCCAAAACGAGUAUGAACUAAUGCGAGACAGACACUUAGACCAGUUGAUUAUGUCGGCCAUGUAUGCCAUAUGCAAGGUGAAAAAUGUGGAUUUGCGCUUCAAAACUAUCGUGACCGCUUACAAAGAGCUGCCCAAUACUAAUCAAGAGACAUUUAAGCGUGUGUUGAUUAGAGAAGGUCAGUAUGACUCCAUCAUCGUCUUCUACAACCUGGUCUUCAUGCAGAAGCUGAAGACCAACAUUCUUCAGUAUUCAUCUCCUCGGCCACCCCCUUUGUCUCCAAUUCCCCAUAUCCCCUGCAGUCCCUACAAAAACUCUCCUCUGCGGGUGCCGGGUAGCAACAACGUCUACGUAUCCCCCUUGAAAAGCAGCCGUAUGUCCCCUGUGGUCAUGACCCCACGGAGCAGAAUUCUCAUAUCGAUUGGCGAGUCCUUUGGGUCAUCAGACAAAUUUCAAAAGAUUAAUCAGAUGGUGAGCAGCACCGAUUGGUCCCUCAAGAGGAGUCUUGAUGGAGGCUCCGCCCCCAAACCCCUGAAGAGAUUACGCUUCGACACAGAUGGACAAGAUGAAGCUGAUGGAAGCAAAUCAAGCAGCGAGUCUGCGCUCAUCCAGAAGCUAGCUGAAAUGAGCUCCACUCGGACACGUAUUCAAGAGCAGAAAUUAAAGGAGGAGUCUGUAAAAGAGCAUCCAGAACCCUGAAUGAAUCGGUCACGCUGUGCUCGAUUAAAGCCGCCCCAGCAUGAAUCGAUCUCCAGGAGUUUUGUUAUUAGAUUCACUUGUUUUAGUUUUCAGGCGGUGCUCCUAAAAUAGCAUGUGUCUUUCAUUUUAAACGUUUGAGGAACCAUGAAGGAGAUUUUAUUCUUUAUUUGCUACUAUAACAUUGUGGGGGUUUUCUUUCAAUGUAUCUGAACAGUAUAAAAACUGGUGGUAUAGUUUCAUAAUUUAUUGUUUUGUUUUUUACAUUUAUAUUUUGUCCUUGAAUUUUUCAAGUCGCUUAUUUUAUUUUGAUUUUUUUGUGCAGUACUGGAAAUGUGGUUUGUGAGGAUGAUAUUUGACAACAGUGUUUUAUUUGGUUAUAAUCAUGUAUUGGGUAUGGUAAUGUAUUUUGCAGAUUAGAUUCUACUUGUUGCCUUUUUAAUAUUUUUUUUUUUGGAAACAAUUUUGCUUUAAAGAAUAUAAUAGAUAUCAUUUUGAAAAUGUGUUGUUAUAAAAAUGUAUUGCAGUUGAAGCAUUUUAUUGGGGUGAUGUUUUGGAAUGAUUGGUGUGUGUUUGUGUGCAUAUGCAUUUGUUUGUUAACAUGUGGCCAUCUUGUCUUUAAUUGACCUUGCUGCACAAGGUUGUUUUCCUUUUUUAUUGAAUUUUAGGAUUUUUGAAGAUUGUGUUUUGCGCUCUUGUUUUUGUCUAAAAAAAUUAUGUUGUACUUCAAAUGUUCUUUUCAAGAUAAUGUAAUGCCUCAAGUUUAACAACUGACCUGUUUGUUAACGGAAACCCAAACGUGUCCUGUUGUUAAUGCAGGAUCAUGACCUCUUAGCUUUUGUUGCCACACAUUUACAUUUGUUGUCAUUAGGCGUGUUAUACUAUUACAAUUUGGCAUGUUGUUUACCAUGUUUGGCAGUUGGUUCUCUUAUUAAUGGAAUGCUGUAUGCCAUGUAAUGACAAACAUCAUUUUGAUAUGUAAAAAUAAUAAAAUAGAUUAUUUGACAUGUUUUUGAGGAGCAGUGAAAUAAAUGUUCAUAAUUUUUAC
Molecule: messenger RNA, 3934 nt
Organism: Triplophysa rosa
Lineage: Eukaryota; Metazoa; Chordata; Actinopteri; Cypriniformes; Nemacheilidae
Gene: rb1
Product: retinoblastoma 1
Exons: 27
Coding region: 178-2889 (903 amino acids)
Biological process (GO): neuron projection development; cell differentiation; negative regulation of G1/S transition of mitotic cell cycle
Cellular component (GO): chromatin; nucleus; Rb-E2F complex
Molecular function (GO): RNA polymerase II transcription regulatory region sequence-specific DNA binding
Source: RefSeq, a predicted model, not a curated record